UCCUCCGUCAGCUGACCACGGUCCAUGUUGUCAGGAAGUGUUUCGUUUUUCAGAUCUAACCGGAACAUAAGGAGGAGUAGCUGUUUAAUACUACGCUCCUGGAACAUCACACUGAGCGUUUCAUGGGUCAGCCAUUGAGACAUGGAGAACUACAGCAGUGGUCGGCCAUGGGGGAAGCUAGUUAAAGUGGACUCCAAUGAAACAGUUCUGCUUUUCACUAAGGAAUGUACAGUUGGCAGAAAAAAAGGCUGCUAUCUGUCCUUUCCAUCCAAUAAACUUGUCUCCGGGGAGCACUGCAAGAUAGUAAAAGAUGAACACUCAGGGCUAGUCUGGCUUGAAGACACGAGCACUAACGGCACGGUGAUCAACUCGUCCAAAGUGGUCAAGAAGCAGACUCACGUGCUUCAGAACGGUGAUGUCAUCUACUUUGUGUACAGGAAGAGUGACCCCGAUCAAAACAUUGCCUAUGUUUACCACUCUUUAAUCACGGAGGCCGCUGUUCCAGAAGCGAGUAUUUUCCAUCUCCACAUGCAUACAGAGAGGCCAGCCUGCAGUCAUUUUCCGGUUCUGGCUUCAGAGAUGGCCCUCUCUGUGGAACCCGUAAUGCUCACAAGAGCUCCUUUGGAACCAACUCAGGAGGAACCUCAGCCUUCCACCUCCACUUCCCACUUUUGUGUUAAGAAGCCCUUGUCUAAAGCCCCCGUUUCAUCAGCUUCUUCUGCUUUGGGCCAAGUUAAGGAUGGAGCCUCGGCAGUAGAACAACACUCAGGCAACCGGGAGCCAGAAUGCAAAAGGAGGAGAACAGAUGAUGAUGUGACAGGAUCAGCAAAGGGGGAUGUUCUGUCUACAGCGUCAGUGAAAGAGACUAAAACGGACAAGAUGGAGGAGUCGCUGACAUGCGUCAUUUGCCAGGACCUGCUGCACGACUGCAUCAGCUUGCAGCCUUGCAUGCAUGUUUUCUGCGCCGCCUGCUACUCUGGCUGGAUGGAGCGCUCGUCGCUGUGUCCCACCUGCCGCUGCCCCGUGGAGAGGAUUUGUAAAAACCGCAUUCUGAACGACCUGGUGGAGGCCUACCUCAUCCAGCAUCCAGAGAAGAGUCGCAGUGAGGAGGACCUGAAGCGCAUGAACAGCCACAACAAGAUCACUCAGGACAUGUUGCAGCCCAAAGUGGAACGUUCCUUCUCUGAGGAGGAGGGCAGUUCAGAUUACCUGUUUGAGCUGUCUGACAAUGACAGCGACUCUUCAGACAUUAGUCAGCCCCUUCUGAUGUGCAGGCAGUGUCCAGGCUACACGCGGGACAUGGGCCAAGUUCUGUUUGCUUCGAGCUCAAACUAUUGGUUCACUGGUCUUCCAUCUGCACCACCUGUCCAGCCUCCUCCCACGCCUUCGUGUGGGGAGGGGGCAGCAAGGCCGGCCGGAGAGCAGCCCUCCACGUCCUCCGACCGGCCCUCAGCUGACGCACCUCAGGAGUACUGCUGCCCCCCUCAGGGCCACCACCUCAUCUGCACCUGCUGCCUCCAGCCGAUGCCAGACCGGCGGGCCGAGCUCAGCAACCAGCAGCAAGUUAUCGCUCAGCAAUGUAUGCUGUGCCAGAGUCCGUUCUGCCACAUGUACUGGGGCUGCCAGAGGAUUGGCUGCCAUGGCUGCUUGGCUCCAUUCAGUGAGCUUAAUCUGACUGAAAAGUGUCUGGAUGGCGUGCUGAACAACAACGCAUACGAGUCAGAGGUCCUACAAAACUACCUUUCUGCUAAGGGAAAGACAUGGAAAGAUCUGCUCCAGGAGUCCUUGCAGGGCUUACAGGAGGGCAAGUUUCUCCUGACAGAUCGUCGCAUCUCUGCGGACACCCUGCUGUGUUUCUGCUGCGGCCUGCGAGCCUUCAAGGAGCUGGCCUACAAGUACAGGCAGAACAUCCCUCCGGCUGAACUGCCAGCUUCUGUGACAUCUCGUCCCGACUGUUACUGGGGGCGUAACUGCCGCACGCAGGUGAAGGCACAUCACGCAGUGAAAUUCAACCACAUAUGUGAACAGACGCGUUUCAAGAGCUGAAGGAGCCGGGUGUUCGGUUCUUCUGAGUCAAAUGCACUUGUGAAACACGAUCUCGAUGCGACCCGCCUUAUGCAAUUGCCUAAUGCACAUAUUAACAAUCAGUGUCCAUUUACAACAAUGGCCGUGUUCUCCACAAAUAUUCCGGUGAAGGGUAUCUAUGCACAUUCGGAUUAUUCCCUUUUGAGUGAAGGUCUUUUCACUCGUACAAGUUUCUGUUGCUCAGAAUAAACACCCCGAAACAGCC
Molecule: messenger RNA, 2290 nt
Organism: Gambusia affinis (western mosquitofish)
Lineage: Eukaryota; Metazoa; Chordata; Actinopteri; Cyprinodontiformes; Poeciliidae
Gene: chfr
Product: checkpoint with forkhead and ring finger domains, E3 ubiquitin protein ligase
Exons: 18
Coding region: 142-2046 (634 amino acids)
Biological process (GO): ubiquitin-dependent protein catabolic process; mitotic cell cycle checkpoint signaling; protein ubiquitination
Cellular component (GO): nucleus
Molecular function (GO): ubiquitin-protein transferase activity; protein binding
Source: RefSeq, a predicted model, not a curated record